Solanum pennellii is the source of this 2147-nucleotide messenger RNA. Its product is annotated as bax inhibitor 1-like. The transcript is spliced from 10 exons. Lineage: Eukaryota; Viridiplantae; Streptophyta; Magnoliopsida; Solanales; Solanaceae. Bases 1183 to 1923 code for a protein of 246 amino acids. Gene Ontology annotation, cellular component: membrane. The record is from RefSeq and is a predicted model, not a curated record.
GCUCGUUGCACUUUCUAUUAAUGGUUAGGCAAAAACAACAAAAGUUAUAAGUUUGUUAUAUAAGUUAUAUAUAACAAACUCAUUAUAUUGUUCAAAAAAUAUUUUCUAAAAAAUUAUUUUCGGUGAAAAAUAUUUUUCCUUUUUUACCAAACACACUUCCACUUAAGUUAAGGUGAGUAGCUUUUUAGUUUACAAAACAUUUUAAUGAUUUUAGUGUGUUUUGUCUAUGGAAAAAUAAAAAUUUAGAGUUUAAAAUAAUUCGAGACUUCAACAAAUGAUAUUCCCGCCAACGAUCUGACCACAAAGAUUCUUUUUCUUUGCUUGUUUGACAAAAAUGCCCCUAUUAUAUUCCCAAAACUCAGCCUAUAAGUGAAAGGUAAAAGGGUAACUAUCCCUCAAAGGGUAGUCGUUGGUAACGAACUCUUUUUCAGUAUAAACAGAGCACAGCUCUUCUUCUUCACUUUUCUUCAUCAGUUUUCCGAUUCCGUUUUCUCUCUGCAAAAAAAAAUUGAAAUUCUCAGUGAUGAAAAAUGCUGCGAAGGAUUAGUUCGAAAGGAAUUGGAAUAGGUAAUACAUGACGAAUCCAGAUGAAAUUCCCCUGCCUGCUCACGAAAGCUUGAAGAGGGUACAUUCAUCAUUACAGCUUCAAUUUUUUCAUUUUCAUCAAUUUGAUACAAAAAUGUAACAAUAGAAUAAAUUUUUUAUUGUUAUGAUUCUAGAAUUUGUGAUUGAGACAUCGAGAAAUCAAUAUUUGUUUGCAUAUUGCAGAUCAAAAGAUGAUGCUAAUUUCUUAAAUCUAAAAUAGUGAUGAAUUUCGGUUAUCAGAAGAAUUUUAGGUGUAUCUUACUCUCUUCUGUGCCAUGUUGACUGCUACUUUUGGAUCCAUCUUGCACUUGAUCUGGGAAGCGGGAGGGUUGUUCACAGUCCUUUCUUCUCUAGCAAGUUUGCCCUGUCUUUACUUAACAUCACCAUGGAGUGUGAAGAAGAGGGUCUUACUCUUGAUGAUUGCUGCCUUUCCCUUCGGUGCUUCAAUUUGAAUUUUUACCAAAUAUCUCUUCGAAAUAGAUCAAGACGUUGUUGUCAGCUGCAGCAAUUGGCUUUUGAACUUUCUGGUUUGGUGCCUUGUUAUCAAGGAUAAGGGCCAUCCUCUACAUCGGUUGCCUUCUUCAUUCUCAUGCUCGCAUGUUGUGGUGGUUGGUGAUUACCUCUGACAUGAUCUUUGUCGGCUACACAGUUCAAUGGACGCUAAAGGUGUUCGCUGUACUGUCAAUGUUCAUGGGGAAUUGGACAAGACAAGACAUGAUGAGUUCUGCACCAAUUACCCAGCACGCUUACACAAGCUUGAAGACGGUAUAUGUUACUCUCUUGUUGGCCAUAUUGGCCACUACUUUUGGAUCCUACUUGCACUUGAUCUGGGAAACAGGGGGGAUGUUAUCAAUAAUUAAAUGUGGAUCAAGUUUACUCUUGCUUUACCGUACACCACAACAGAGAGUGUUGUCGAGGCUCUUAUACUUGAUGGAUGUUGCCAUUUGCUUCGGUGCUUCUGUUAGCCUUUUUACCAAGUAUUUCUUCGAAAUCGAUCAAAGCACUGUCAUUAGAUUUUUGCAAGGUGCAGCAAUUGUCUUUGGAUGUUUCUGGUGUGCAGCAAAAGUACAUAGGGAAAGGAGCUACAUCUACAUCACUAGCUUGUUUAGCACUUGUAUUCUAAUACUACUGCGGUUUGACGUUUCUCAGUGGACGUUAAAGGCAUACGUUCUGCUGGCACUCUUUAUGGGGUACCUUGUGCUAUAUAGCCAAGAGAUACUGUACAAUGCUCGCUUUGGAGAAAUCAACUUUGCCAACUGCGCAUUCACUAUCUUCUUCUGUUUACCAGCUAUUGUGGUCCAUGCUGUAAGACUAUGCCUGGGUGCAAACAUGCAUUGAGCAACACCGACAGAAUUAGUGCUGAUACACUUGGAACUAUAUAUAUACUCUGUGAUGAAGAAAACUUUGAAUAGAAUAUACUAUGUGAUGACUACAUUUUCUGUAAAUGAUGACUGCAUUUUACUGUAAACUCAUAGUCUGAAGCCAAGUGCUUUGAACAAAUAUACUUUGUGAUGAAGAAAACUUUGAAUAGAAUAUACUGCAGAAUUGUUCUUUCUUUUUUC